AUGGCCAAAUACCAUGACGAUCUCAGCAUUCGUGCUAGUGAAGCGGCCGCUGAAGCCAGGAGUAAGUCGCAGAGUAGCUCCAGAAGCAACUUAUCCGCUGAGACCAAACGCCGCGGUCAGAAGCAACACCGUAAGGGCGGAGACCGGCGUGAACCACCCAAUAAGAAGCCUCGUGGCGGUGAGAAAGGUGCCAAUCCUGAGGCCACGUCCUCGACCAAGGCUAAAGAUCACAAGUGA
Molecule: messenger RNA, 237 nt
Organism: Perkinsus marinus ATCC 50983
Lineage: Eukaryota; Perkinsozoa; Perkinsida; Perkinsidae
Exons: 1
Coding region: 1-237 (78 amino acids)
Source: RefSeq, a predicted model, not a curated record